CCCGUGCGUCAUCACGCCACGUACCGCGCUGCACCCAACUUGCCUGUCAUGCCACGUCACUGCUCUGCUGAGGGCUGCAGAUCCAGGGACACAAAGGAUUCAAGAAUUAACGGCAUCACCUUUCACAGGUUGCCAAAGAAAGGGAAAAGUCAGCGUGACGUCUGGUUGUUGAACUGUUGUCGAAGGAACCCGGAUGGAACAGUUCCUUGGAAGCCUUCCUCGCAAUUUGUCUAUUUCUGCUCAAAACACUUCGAAAGACAGUGCUUUGAACUUGUUGGACUGAGUGGAUAUCAUCGGUUGCGAGAUGAUGCUGUCCCCACGUUGUUCCACCCAAGUCCGCGAGGAAAAGUGGCAUUGACCAGAGCAAACGGAGAAAAGGCAGCAGCACCAGUGAGCACUAACGAAUGUCUUUCUGAUGAUGCUGCUUUACCUGACAUGGAUCUCAGGAACCCCGGUUCCAGCUUGGAAACGAGCUUCAGCAUUUCCCAGGAUGCUUCUGCCUUUGUUCUGGAUUAUUCUAUUCCUCAGGAGAGGGUGAGUGGAAGCAUCUGCUCGGGGAAAACGUUCCUAACCGAGGCCCCACUUUACUCGAGCCAGGCUGAGCUGGAGGCCUCGGCACCCACUGUAAUAUACCUGGUGGACACGGAGUCAAAACCAGUGGAGUUCAACAACAAUGGGAAUAUAGAGGAAGCCUCCAAGGACAUCUCGUUGUCUCAGUCUGAUGUGUUGACUGACCUGUCGGAAAACUGUCAGGAAGAGCUACCCGAUGACAGGACCCCCAUUCCCAUCGCCUUGUACAUGGCACGCAUCCCCAGCACGUCCCCGAACCCCGGGGCUCACGUUGCUGUCGAACAUAGUUAUACUGUGGGUUGCCCGCUAGUCUGGAAGAAGAGGGCGGAGGCUCUGAAGGAGGCCUUUGAGAAGGUCAGCAAGGAGCUGCGCGCAAGCAGGAAGCGGGAGAGCCGUCUGAGGGCCCGCAUCGCCUCCAUCCUGAGAGCACGAGGCCGCGGGCUGCGAGACAAACGAUCGAAGCUGGGCUUGACCAGUGAUCUGCCUUCGCAGGUGGAAGUGUUUGAGGUGCAGGUGAUGGACGAGGCUGUUGAGCUGUGCAGCCCACUGACCAGCUGAACUGAACUGAGCCAAGCCUCUAGGAUGGAGCCCAGAGCAACGUGCAUGCAGAACUGUCACACAGAGCAGAGGGGGUAGGGAGGGAGAGGAGAGGAGGUG
Molecule: messenger RNA, 1227 nt
Organism: Pristis pectinata (smalltooth sawfish)
Lineage: Eukaryota; Metazoa; Chordata; Chondrichthyes; Rhinopristiformes; Pristidae
Gene: thap7
Product: THAP domain containing 7
Exons: 5
Coding region: 49-1128 (359 amino acids)
Biological process (GO): regulation of DNA-templated transcription
Cellular component (GO): nucleus
Source: RefSeq, a predicted model, not a curated record